AAGAAUCACGCGCCUUAAACAUCGACAAUAGACCGUCUCUGUAACGCGAGCUAGACGCGCGUGGUUCUUGUUGUCAGCUCUUAAAAUCCAAGCCGACUAUAAAUCAAAAUAAUGGACUUCACGCCAAAAUCUUUAAACCCGUUUCGUGCACGUAUGACCUGAACCCUUCGCCCGUUGCUUUCGCCCAAAAGGUUUUCUUAGCUGCUUCUCUCAGUGGAUUUUCAUGGUCUGUUUUAUGAUUUAAUCAUCUUAUCUUACAUGGAUAUCUUCUUGAAUUUCAUGGCAUCCCUUAUUUGCUUUCUAGUUUUGUCACUUGUAUUGAUUCCUGCAAGUACCCACCCACAAUCCAAUGAACAAGGAUAUACAUCUGUGAUCUUGUCGGAUAAAGGCAUUGAUUUUGCCAAGGAUAUGCUAAUAAAAAAGGCAGUAUCCUCCAUGAUUCCACUUCAACUGCCAGACAUAGAGAAGUACGUGAAAAUCCCACUUCUGGGCAGAGUCCAUGUGGUUCUUUCAAACAUCACCAUUAAUAGUGUGAUUGCUCCUUCAUCUGUUGAAACCGGAGCGACAGGUAUAGUUCUACUUGCUUCAGGUGCUACCGCGGAUUUGACCAUGAAUUGGCGGUACUCUUAUAAAAGUUGGAUAGUUGUUAUUUCGGAUAGUGGAGAUGCCUCGGUUAAGGUUAAAGAUAUGGAAGUUGGGCUUACUGUUACUUCAGAAGAACAAGAUGGAACCCUCACUUUGUCUCUCUUGGAUUGUGGAUGCUAUGUGAAAGAUAUCUCUAUUAAGAUGGAUGGUGGAGCAUCUUGGCUUUAUCAAGUGGUGGUAGAUGCUUUCGAAGGUCCAAUAGGAUCUGCAGUAGAAAAUGCUAUUUCUAAGAAAAUCAAAGAAGGGAUAUCAAAACUUGAUUCCCGAUUACAAUCACUUCCAAAACAAGUCUCAGUAGAUCAUGUUUCUGCAAUGAAUGUCACUUUUACAGGCAACCCUGUUUUGGUUAAUUCUUCAAUUGAAAUUGAUAUCAAUGGUCUAUUCAUGACGAGGGACAAUGUUUUAAUUCCCAGUUAUUACUACAAGGGAUUGCAAGCUUCUGAUUCAUCAAACUGUCCAGCUAAGAUGAUUGGAAUUUCAUUACAUGAAAAUGUUUUUAAUACAGCUGCAGUAGUAUAUUUCAAUGCAGGUUAUAUGCAUUGGACAGUGGAUAGAUUUCCAAAUCAAUCCCUCUUAAACACAACAACAUGGAGAUACAUAUAUCCUCAACUCUACGAGGUGUAUCCGAACGAUGGCAUGAAACUUAAUAUAUCACUAACUUCUCCUCCAGUGAUUAAAAUUGUGGAGAACGACCUUGAUGUGACCAUUUAUCUAGAUGUGACAGUUAAUGUUUUGGAUGCUGAUGAAGUUAUACCAGUUGCAUCUGUCUCAUUGGUAGUUAAUGCUUCAUGCUCUCCACAUAUUUUGAGAAAUAAGCUAGCCGGUAUCCUCAAGUUGAAAAACUUUACUGUGUCUUAUAAUUGGAGCAAUAUAGGGGACCUGCAUGUGCCUCUAGUUUCGAGCUUUUGUUACCAUUCGCAGCCGAUAGCUUAUGCAGUCGUUGAAACCAUCUUCCUUCCAUAUGUGAACUUACCCCUCUUGAAGGGGUUACCAUUGCCAUUUCUUCAUGGAUUUACCCUUAAGAAUGCUGAAAUCCAUUGCAUGAAAUCCAAGAUGAUGAUAUGCAGCAACCUUGCCUUCUCACAGCAGUACCAUAUCAGUUAGCAGUCAAUGGAUCAGUCCACUUCAACCAGAUGCUUAAAGUUGCAUAUUUUCAUCUGUUGUGUUUGAUGUGUAUAUACACAUGAUGGUGUAAAUUAAACACAAAAAUCAAUUCAAAUCCGUAAUUUAGCAAUUAUUGAUUGUUUUGGAUUGGAAAAUAAUUCAUAUUCCUGCUGUAUGCAUGAUUGCUGAGUGCCUGCGUCUGGGUAAAAAUACCCUAAUCUGUUUUUAUGUAGUCUUUUUCUGGACAUGAUUGUAUGUACAUAUUUUUCACAUCUUUAAUCCAGUUACAGAUUAAA
Manihot esculenta (cassava) is the source of this 2045-nucleotide messenger RNA. RefSeq names its product putative BPI/LBP family protein At1g04970. The transcript has 6 exons. The record is from RefSeq and is a predicted model, not a curated record. Bases 259 to 1749 code for a protein of 496 amino acids. Gene Ontology annotation, molecular function: lipid binding. NCBI's taxonomy places the organism in Eukaryota, Viridiplantae, Streptophyta, Magnoliopsida, Malpighiales, Euphorbiaceae.